Sporothrix brasiliensis 5110 is the source of this 1890-nucleotide messenger RNA. Its product is annotated as c6 zinc finger domain containing protein. Gene Ontology annotation, biological process: regulation of transcription by RNA polymerase II. Bases 1 to 1890 code for a protein of 629 amino acids. The record is from RefSeq and is a predicted model, not a curated record. The transcript has 2 exons. NCBI's taxonomy places the organism in Eukaryota, Fungi, Ascomycota, Sordariomycetes, Ophiostomatales, Ophiostomataceae. Gene Ontology annotation, molecular function: DNA-binding transcription factor activity, RNA polymerase II-specific; zinc ion binding.
AUGCCUCCGCGGCGCUCACAUAAAAAGUCUAGAGCGGGCUGCCGCCGCUGCAAGUCGCGCAAGAUCAAGCCUCAGUGCGACGAGAUCCGCCCCCGCUGCUACAACUGCGAGAAGCACGGCGUCCAGUGCGACUUUGAGUUCCCCAAUGCCGCUUCCGACAUUGCCCACACACCGCGCACUUCCUAUGCCUCCACACCAGGCGCCACGCCGGCCGCAGCCACACCUGCUGGCUCCUUUGCCGUCCCGGCCACCCCCUCAAUACCGUCGAUCAAGGCCAAUGCCGCCGCCAUCGCACGACUCGGGCCCCCGCCGUCUGUCUCUCCGACCAUUGCAUCACCAACAUCCUUGGCUCUUGCGCCGCCGGCUUCAGCAACAGCCGCCCGCCUGCUCGAGAUGCGCCUGCUGCACCACUACACCACCGAGACAAGCAAGACUCUUUCGUGCCAGAGCCCUUCGGCAGAGCAAAUCUGGCGCGACAAUGUGCCCCGCGUGGCCUUUGCGGCCGCCAGCGGCUCCGUCAAUGCCGCCUCCAACCAUCUCACCGACGCUGUCCUGGCCGUAGCCGCUCUCCACCUGCGCAGCGAGUUUCCGCACGACCGCGAGCUCAUCCGCGCCUCGCACGCCUACAUGGGCUCGUCCCUCAGCGAGUACAACCGCCUCCUGCAGCAGGGCAUCACAGCCUCCAAUGCCGAGGCCCUCUUCCUCAACUCCACGCUCAUCGCCUUCCAGUCCACCGCCACGCGCAUCUUUAGCAAAGACGAACAGCCGUCCGCACCCGCCCAUCAUGCCAACGGCCAGCCGCCGGCACGCGACCCAUAUUCCCUGUCCCACAUGUCCAUUGGCGUGAGUAGUGGCAACUACGGCCUGCCCAUGUCCUGGUUCCACGCGUUCCAGGGCGUCAAGGCCAUCACAGCCGCCUCGUGGCCCUGGCUGCGCCGCAGCAACGUUGUGCUCCCCAUCAUCAAUGCGCAGCCGGCACUGCACCUCGACAUUGCGUCUGCCAAGGACGGAUUUUUCGGCCACCUGCUGGACGGCGUGGACGAAGAGCUGGCGGCCGUCGCGAGCGCGUCCGGCGCCACGAGCGAGUGCCACGUCGCAAGUUCGGCGGCCAACGAUCCGUUUUCGUCCCGUUCCGAGCAGGGCGCGCACCGGCACCACAGCCCAAGCUGCGUCUGCACGAGCAACAGCGAGCGCGACGCCGAACUCGAGCACCAGCACCCACACCCGGCAGGCUCCCCGACCGCCAACAGCCACCAGAUCGCCAACAUUCUGCGCGACAGCGUCCACGUCGCCGACGACCCAGACGAGAGCGCCCGCACCCGCCACGCCUACCAGCACGCCGUCGCCGUCCUCAACUGGGCCCACGGCAUGCGCAACAAUGGCGCCUGCCUGGCCUUCCCGGCCACCGUAUCGCGCCGCUUCGUCGAGCUGCUCAGCAGCCGCACACCGCGCGCCCUGACCAUCUUGGCCUGCUUCUUCGCCAUGCUCAAGACCCUCGACAGCGUCUGGUGGCUGCACGGCAUGGCCCGCCGCGAAGUGCUGGGGGUCGUGUCCAUGUUUAACUCGGACGCCGUCCCCGUCGACGUCGAGCGCCGCUGGUGGCCGCACAUGCAGUGGGCCGUCCGCGUCGCCCUGUACCACGACGACAACCACCCAUCGGACUAUGUCCCCACCGAGGUCUGGGGCGCUAGUUGGCACGACACGGAGGACGGCACCAGCGGCGGCGGUGCCGGUACGGACGAUGCAGCCGGCCUGGUUUCCAGCGGCGCCGGUGCCGGUGCUGCGGCCGGGUCCGAAAGCUACGUGCACCACAUCGACAUGAUCACGGAGACAAUUAACAAUGGCGGGGUGCCGUCAGAGUUGAACGAGUUCAACUUUGCCAGCUUAUAG